GCUGAUGAAUUCCGCCGUCAUGGGAAUGAUUAUUUUGCUUCAAAGAAUUACACGGCAGCUAUUGAUGAGUAUUCAAAUGGCAUAAAAUUGAAACCACAAAAUGUCACAUUGUUCGCUAAUCGAGCAGAGGCAUAUCUGCAAUUAUUUCAAUUUCAUAAUGCUCGAAAUGAUGCAGAAGUUGUUCUUAAAUAUGAUCCUAGUCAUUUAUAA
This is a messenger RNA of Rhizophagus irregularis DAOM 181602=DAOM 197198, 210 nucleotides long. The record is from RefSeq and is a predicted model, not a curated record. Lineage: Eukaryota; Fungi; Glomeromycota; Glomeromycetes; Glomerales; Glomeraceae.